This is a messenger RNA of Coregonus sp. 'balchen', 44654 nucleotides long. The record is from the annotation of a GenBank genome assembly. NCBI's taxonomy places the organism in Eukaryota, Metazoa, Chordata, Actinopteri, Salmoniformes, Salmonidae.
AUGGAGAUGUAAGUGAUAUGUAAGUGAAUGCCUCUCACCCCUCAUUUCUCAGUCACGCUAUCUCUGCUUGGUUUGGUUUGUUUCCCUGGUGCCUCCUCGUCUCUGUGUGACUCCUUUGCUCUCCCUCAGGGUGAACCCAGGCCCUUGUUCACCCUCCUCAUCCUCUCUCUCCCACAUUCUCCCUGUCCUCCCUCUUCCUCACUCUCACUCAUUCUCCCCCAUCCUACCCUCUUCCUUUCUGUCAUCUUUCGUUCUCCCUCGACCUCCCUUUACCUCCCUAGUCGAAAAGAGGGGAAUGAGGCUCUGUGUCCUGACCCUGACUGUACACACCAACUUCAUUAGGGGUUGCUCAGUGUGGCAUCCCAGUGCCGAUAGAGGCCAGGCCAGGCCAGGCAGCAUUAGUUCAGCCUAACCAGCAGCAGCAGCAAAGCAGAAAACACAUUUAGGAGAUCAUGCAGAAGAGAUGAAGCAUGCGUCCAGUUCUAUUAGCCUUAACAAGGACGCUAGCGAUGUGGGCUUGCUUGGUUAUAAUUUCAUUAUUUCACUUUGAGACAGCUUAGGUCAAUAUUUACACUCAUCUUUUUUUUCUAGGGGAAUAAUUAUUUUUAAAAGAUUACAUGCUAUAACAUGAACUAAUGUGGAAUGGAAUCCCAUAAUCAACUAAAUGAUUUCCAGCGGGAAGAGGUAAUACAUUUACAUUUUAGUCAUUUACAUUUUGUUUUUCAUACUGGUCCCCCGUGGGAAACGAACCCACAACCCUGUCGUUGCAAAUGCCAUGCUCUACCAACUGAGCUACAUGGGACUGCAUAUUAAUACUCAGUGGUGUGACAGAAAUUACCUCACCAAUGAGAUAGAAAUGAUGGAAUACUGUUUGUGUAUAUGCAAUAUAUGAAUAGCCUGCGUGACGUACACACACACUCAUUCUUUCCUUGAAAACAGUGAGGCAGAGAUGGUGUGAUUGGCUCUUUGUCCUGGCACAGAUGGCAACUGAAGCAUGUGCAUGUCUGUAUUUAGAGCACAAUCAUUUAUAGUGUCUGAGCAUGUAUAUAAUUAAUACACACUGAAGGGGCCUACAUGUAAUGUGACCGUGAUGUACAGGAGGGCUGGAUUAUCUUGCUCACUGCUCUACUACCGUUUCAGAAACAGACUGCGUAAUGGAUGGUGUGUGUCGUUCUGUUCUUCUUACUCUGCUCUCUCUCUCUUUCUCUGCUCUCUCUCUAUUUCUCUGCUCUCUCUCUCUUUCUCUGCUCUCUCUCUCUUUUUCUGCUCUCUCUCUUUCUCUGCUCUCUCUCUUUCUCUGCUCUCUCUCUCUUUCUCUGCUCUCUCUCUCUUUCUCUGCUCCCUCUCUCUCUUUCUCUGCUCUCUCUCUCUCUUUCUGCUCCCUCCUCUCCUCUCUCUGUUUUCCGCAUCCUAACACCCCCACACAUCAACAUACAAACGACAGAAUUUCUAAGACAUGCAUCUAGCAGGAAUCUUCACACACACACACACACACACACACCUGUGUGGCUCAGUUGGUAGAGCAUGGCGCUGGGUUCGAUUCCCACGGCAGACCAGUAUGGAAAUGGUAUGUUACGUUACAGCCUUAUUCUAAAGUUGAUUAAAUUAUUAUUUUUCCUCAUCAAUCUACACACAAUACCCCAUAAUGACAAAGUGAAAACAGGUUUUCAUAAAUGUUUUCUAACUUAUAAAAAUAUAUAUAAAAAACAAACAUCUUUACAUAAGUAUUCAGACCCUUUGCUAUGAGACUCGAAAUUGAGCUCAGGUGCAUCCUGUUUCCAUUGAUCAUCCUUGAGAUGUUUCUACAACUUGAUUGGAGUCCACCAGUGGUAAAUUCAAUUGAUUGGACAUGAUUUGGAAAGGCACACACCUGUCUAUAUGAAGUCCCACAUUUGAAAGUGCAUAACAGAGCAAAAACCAGGCCAUGAGGUCAAAGUAAUUGUCCGAAGAGCUCCGAGACAGGAUUGUGUUGAGGCACAGAUCUGGGGAAGGGUACCAAAAUAUUUCUGCAGCAUUGAAGGUCCCCAAGAACACAGUGGCCUCCAUCAUUCUUAAAUGAAAUAAGUUUGGAACUACCAAGACUCUUCCUAGAGCUGGCCAGCCGGCCAAAGUGAGCAAUCGGGGGAGAAGGGAGGUGACCAAGAACCCGAUGGUCACUCUGACAGAGCUCCAGAGUUCCUCUGUGGAGAUGGGAGAAACUUCCAGAAGGACAACCAUCUCUGCAGCAUUCCACCAAUCAGGCCUUUAUGGUAGAGUGGCCAGACGGAAGCCACUCCUCAGUAAAAGGCACAUGACAGCCCGCUUGGAGUUUGCCAAAAGGCACCUAAAUGACUCUCAGACCAUGAGAAACAAGAUUUUCUAGUCUGAUGUAACCAAGAUUGAACUCUUUGGCCUGAAUGCCAUGUGUCACGUCUGGAGGAAACCUGGCACCAUCCCUACGGUGAAGCAUGGUGGUGGCAGCAUCAUGCUGUGGGGAUGUUUUUCAGUGGCAGGGACUGGGAGACUAGUCAGGAUCAAGGGAAAGAUGAACGGAGCGAAGUACAGAGAGAUCCUUGAUGAAAACCUGCUCCAGGACCUCAGACUGGGUCGAAGGUUCACCUUCCAACAGGACAACAACCCUAAGCACACAUCCAAGACAACGCAGGAGUGGCUUUGGGACAGAGUCCGGACUUGAACCCAAUCAAACAUCUCUGGAGAGACCUGAAAAUAGCUGUGCAGCGAGCGCUUGAGAGGAUCUGCAGAGAAGAAUGGGAGAAACUCCCCAAAUACAGGUGUGCCAAGCUUGUAGCAUCAUACCCAAGAAGAGUCGAGGCUGUAAUCGCUGCCAAAGGUGCUUCAACAAAGUACUGAGUAAAGGGUCUGAAUACUUAUGUAAAUGUGAUAUUUCAGUUUUUGCUUUGUCAUUAUGGGGUAUUGUGUUUAUAUUGAUGAUGAAAUAAAACAAUUUAAUCAAUUUUAGAAUAAGGUUGUAGCGUAACAAAAUGUGGAAAAAGUCAAGGGGUCUGAAUACUUUCCGAAUGCACUGUAAAUGUAACAAACACACAGUACACACAUAAAUUAAAAAUACAUUUUUGCACACACAUUUAUACACUCGCAUGCAUGUACAGUACCUUCAGAAAGUAUUCAUACCCCUUGACUUAUUCCACAUUUUGUGGUACGGCCUAAAUUAAAAAUGUAAUGUUAUUUUCUUCAAAUAUCUAAUUUACAUAAGUAUUCACACCCCUGAGUCAAUGCAUGUUAGAACCACCAUUUUCCACCGAUUACAGCUGAGUCUUUCUGGGUAAGUCUCUAAGAGCUUUGCACACCAGGAUUGUACAAUAUUUGCACAUUAUUCUUUUUAAAAUUCUUCAAGCUCUCUCAAGUUGGUAGUUGAUCAUUGCUAGACAGCCAUUUUCAAGUCUUGCCAUAGAUUUUCAAGCCCAUUUAAGUCAAAACAGUAACUAGGCCACAGGAAAAUUCCAUGUUGUCUUGCUCAAAGAGAUAUUCAAUGUCUGCUUUUUAAUUUUUACCCAUCUACCAAUAGGUGCCCUUCUUUGCGAGGCAUUGGAAAACCUCGCUAGUCUUUGUGGUUGAAUCUGUUUGAAAUUCACGGCUCGACUGAGGGACCUUACAGAUAAUUGUACAGUCGUGGUCAAAAGUUUUGAGAAUGACACAAGUAUUGGUCUUCACAAAGUUUGCUGCUUCAGUGUUUUUAGAUAUUUUUGUCAGAUCUUAAUAUGGUAUACUGAAGUAUAAUUAGAAGCUUUCCAUAAGUGUCAAAGGCUUUUAUUGACAAUUACAUUAUGUUUAUGCAAAGAGUCAAUAUUUGCAGUGUUGACCCUUCUUUUUCAAGACCUCUGCAAUCCACCCUGGCAUGCUGUCAAUUAACUUCUGGGCCACAUGCUGACUGAUUGCAGCCCAUUCUUGCAUAAUCAAUGCUUGGAGUUUGUCAGAAUUUGUGGGAUUUUGUUUGUCCACCCGCCUCUUGAGGAUUGACCACAAGUUCUCAAUGGGAUUAAGGUCUGGGGAGUUUCCUGGCCAUGGACCCAAAAUGUCGAUGUUUUGUUCCCCGAGCCACUUAGUUAUCACUUUUGCCUCAUGGCAAGGUGCUCCAUCAUGCUGGUUCUUGGAUGGUUGGGAGAAGUUGCUCUCGGAGGAUGUGUUGGUACCAUUCUUUAUUCAUGGCUGUGUUCUUAGGCAAAAUUGUGAGUGAGCCCACUCCCUUGGCUGAGAAGCAACCCCACACAUGAAUGGUCUCAGGAUGCUUUACUGUUGGCAUGACACAGGACUGAUGGUAGCACUCACCUUGUCUUCACCUUGUCUUCUCUGGACAAGCUUUCCGGAUGCCCCAAACAAUCGGAAAGGGGAUUCAUCCGAGAAAUUGACUUUACCCCAGUCCUCAGCAGUCCAAUCCCUGUACCUUUUGCAGAAUAUCAGUCUGUUCCUGAUGUUUUUCCUGGAGAGAAGUGGCUUCCUCGCUGCCCUUCUUGACACCAGGCCAUCCUCCAAAAGUCUUCGCCUCACUGUGCGUGCAGAUGCACUCACACCUGCCUGCUGCCAUUCCUGAGCAAGCUCUGCACUGGUGGUGCCCCGAUCCCGCAGCUGAAUCAACUUUAGGAGAAGGUCCUGGCGCUUGCUGGACUUUCUUGGGCACCCUGAAGCCUUCUUCACAACAAUUGAACCUCUCUCCUUGAAGUUCUUGAUGAUCAGAUAAAUGGUUGAUUUAGGUGCAAUCUUACUAGCAGCAAUAUCCUUGCCUGUGAAGCCUUUUUUGUGUAAAGCAAUGAUGACAGCAAGUGUUUCCUUUCAGGUAACCAUGGUUAACAGAGGAAGAACAAUGAUUUCAAGCACCACCCUCCUUUUAAAGCUUCCAGUCUGUUAUUCUAACUCAAUCAGCAUGACAGAGUGAUCUCCAGCCUUGUCCUCGUCAACACUCUCACCUGUGUUAACGAGAGAAUCACUGACAUGAUGUCAGCUGGUCCUUUUGUGGCAGGGCUGAAAUGCAGUGGAAAUGUUUUUUGGGGAUUAAGUUCAUUUUCAUGGCAAAGAGGGACUUUGCAAUUAAUUGCAAUUCAUCUGAUCACUCUUCAUAACAUUCUGGAGUAUAUGCAAAUUGCCAUCAUAAAAACUGAGGCAGCAGACUUUGUGAAAAUGUAUAUUUGUGUCAUUCUCAAAACUUUUGACCACGACUGUAUGUGUAGGGUACAGACAUAGUCAUUCAAAAAUCAUGUUUGACACUAUUAUUGCACACAUGCAACUUAUUAUGUGACUUGUUAAGCUAAUUUUUACUCCUGAACUUAUUUAGGCUUGCCAUAACAAAGGGGUUGAAUACUUAUUGACUCAAGACAUUUCAGCUUUUCCUUUUUUAUUAAGUAGUUAAAAAAAAUCUAAAAACAUAAUUCCACUUUAACAUUUUGGGGUAUUGUGUGUAGGCCAGUGACAGAAAAUCUAAAUGUAAUCAAUUUUAAAUUCAGGCUGUAACACAACAAAAUGUGGAAAAGGUAAAGGGGUGUGAAUACUUUCUGAAGGCACAGUAAGCACACACUUGCGUUACAGUUAACGUUAACGUUUACAUGUCAUUGUCGAGCUGAUGUUGGUAUCCAGGGCAAGGCACAGUGUGUGAGGGGUUACAGAGGAUGAGUCGGAUGUAAUCAAACCUACAUCCAUCUCUCACCUAUCAAUCUCUCCAUCUCUCCUUUUCUCAUCCAUCCAUCAUCUCCAUGCCUGCCUCUGUAUAUUAUUAUUAGUACACAGCGCUGCUACAAUGAACUGAUUAUUCAUUAUAUGUGUGGGGGCAACAUACUGUACACUAUCUGUCUUGGUACUGUAUACAAUAUGUGUUCAUAUGUGAGCUGCUUCCUGUGUUCUAUUGGGGAGAGAAGGGUUCCUCUUCCAGCUCAUGAUGCUUCUACAGAAUAAAGAGUGAGAGCAGGAGGGAGGGAGAGUGAUGGGGGAUGGAUAACAAGGAAGAUAACUGUACUUUAGAGGCAGAGAAAGGGAAGGGUGUGAAAGAGGGAGGGAGGUACAGGAAUGAGAGAAGGAGAGUAUAAGAACAGGAAAAAGAUGGAGCGGGAGAGAGAGCAGAGGAGAGCGUAUGAGAGCCUGUAUUAGACAGAGAAGAAUCUCCCUCCAUCUGAGGAAAACCCUGCAGGGGGAGGUUACCCCUCUCAUCUACCCCCUAGCCUGGCCAUGUGAUAAACUGAUAACCCAGAGCAAGUGACCAAUCACAAAGUGUGUGUGUGUGCAUGCACGAGUGUCUGUGUGUGCGUACAUGCGUGUGUGUAGAUUCACAGUCCAGCAGGGUUACUAUGCACUAUCUGUGCAAGAGGGGGUGGAGCCUCAACACAAGACUGGCACAGAAGAAAGGAGGGAGAGAUAUAGAGGGAAGGAAGGAGAGAGAGAGUGUGAUAGAUAUGGGGGGGGGGGAGAAUGACAGUUGAGAGAGUGAGAAAGAGUGUGUGUGUGAGAGGGAAAGAGAGAGGGAGAUAGUGAGCAAGCGGAGAGAGAGCGCUGAGAGCAAGAGAGUGCCUACUGUCUCUCUGGGUGUUAGCAGAGGCUGCCUCUGUCUCUGGUAGGGAGAGAGACAGAAGGAGAAAGAGAGAGAGAAAACAAGGGAGAAACAGAGAGCCUGAAGGAGAGAGGGAGAGAAGAGAGAGAGAGAGCAUUGAGAUCUUUCUCUGUCUCUGCUGGAGCACAGGGGUCUAUGCCCGAGCUGGAUCCUUCAUCACUCCUCGUCCUCCUCUUCCUCUUGUUGUCUGCGCCCGUCUUUAAAACGGAGGGAACCCUCGGACUCAGCGCUCAUCCGUUGCCGUGGCAAUGGGCUGUCGGCUCUCAGGGCCGUGGUUCAGCGAUGGAAUGGGGGUUAGUGUGCACCCUUCUAAAUCUGUGUGUGUGUGUGGUGCGCGUGUGUGUGGUGCGUGCAUGCCUGCGUGCAUGUGCAUUCUUUCCUGCGAUGUGCAUCUGUGUGUGUGUGUGUGUGGGGGCAAAUGUGUAGAUGUGAUUUAUGGAUAGAGGCAGGGGUGUGGGGAACUCUGGGUGCAUGUAGAUGAUCAAGGAGAUCACAGAAUACACACCAUGACAUGAUGCCUGCUCUCUCUCUCUCUCUCUGUGUGUACGCGUGCAUGUUUGUGUGUGCGCGUGUGCAUGCAUGCAUGUGGGUGUGUGUCAAUAUGUGGGAGUCUGUGAGUGUGCUUGUGAGAAUAGUACAGAAUAAGAGUUAGACAGGCGCAUAUCUUAUUAUCAGAGAAAUGACCAUAUGUGUAUGAAAGAGUUCUAUCUUCUUCUAGAAAGAUCAUGUCUACAGACAGAUCUGUUCUAGCCAAAUGUAUCGCUCGUGUCAUGGUGAGGCUCGUGAUUGUGCUUUCUUUGUUGGGGGUAUUCAGGGUUGUGUGUGUGCGUAUGUCCUUGUGUGACAGUGUGUAUGUCCUUGUGUGACAGUGUGUAUGAGUGUGUGUGGCAGCCUCUUGUGACCAGCGUUGAUGAUUACAAGGAGUGACAGCUUUCCCCAUCCAACACCACUGAGAGCUGUGACUCUUUCUCUCUCUCUCUCUCUUUCAAUUCCCUUCCUCUCUCAAUUCUCUCCUUCUCUCCUUUCCUAUCUAUCUCUCUCUCUCAUAUCCAUCUAUUGACCUUAUAUUCCAUCCCUCUCCACAUCCAUCUGUACUGUUCAUCAUCUUCUCUCCUCUGCUCCCUUCUCUCCUCUCCUCUGUUCCCUUCUCUCCUCUCUGCUCCCUUCUCCUCUGUUCCCUUCUCUCCUCUCCUCUCCUCUCCUCCUCUCCUCUCUGCUCCCCCCUCCUCUCUCUCUUUCUGCCGUGGGGUGAUGCCCAGUCUCCUCUCCUCUGCUCCUUUCUUCUCUUCUCCUGCCCUCUGCGCCUCCUCUCUCUCUCUCUCUCUCUCUCUCUCUGCCAUGGAGUGAUGCCCAGUCUCCUCCCCUCCUCUCUCUCUCUUUCUGUCGUGGGGUGAUGCCCAGUCCCCUGCCUCUUCCUCCACAGAGCUUCUCUGUACCGUUGCCAUUUUGUAUCAGCGCACAUGGCACGCAGUAAAAGGCCACCAUAAUACUGCCAGUGUGUGUGUGUGUGUGUGUGUUACAGCAUGCCUCAGGUAAGGUUGGAUGUGUGCUUGGCUGGGUAUCUCCUCAUGACGUUAGCAUGUCUCGAAAAUCAGAGGACAAGACAACAGCUCCAGAUCAUGUCGACAAGCAGAUGCACAAAAACACACACACACACACACACAUCAGAAACACACACUGUUCGAUUGUGUUUGAAUACAACACAUUAUGCAGUUACCCUCAAAGAGAAAUACGGCACACACACAGUGCUCUCUCUGUAAUCUACACAGCUCUCUCAUUCUCUCUUUACUUCUCUCUCUCUCUCUCUUACAGGUGGCUGGUGGCACCUUAAUUGGGGAGGACGGGCUCAUAGUAAUGGCUGGAAUGGAGUGAAUGGAAUGGUAUCACACACAUGUUACCAUUCCAUUCACUCCAUUCCAGACAUUAUUAUGAACCGUCCUCCUCUCACCAGCCUCCUGUGCUGUCUCUGUAGUUGUGUGUGUGUGUACUGUAGUAGGUGGUGAGUCAUGUUAGUGAUGGGCAGUAGUUAUGAAAUGCUGUAUACAACUGUGUCACUCUGGUUGGGUUGGGUCAUGUGUUGUUAGCUCACGGCUCUAGUGGCAUGGCUCUGGUGCUAUGCUUGGCAUCGGGGUACAGCAUAGCCAGGUAUCGAAUCCCAAAUGUUUUGUUUCUCGUCUUGGGUUGGAACCCUUUAGUUUUCAUCUCUACAUCCCCUCCCUUGAUUUGAGUGUUCUACAGGGUAGAUGAGUCACCUCUGAACCCCCACAAUGCAUCCCUGGUGCACUACAUGGGGAAUAGGGUGUCAUCUGUCUCUCUCUGUGUCUCCUCACAGGUCAGUGGGCGGGAUCUGAGUCACCUAACCAAACGGGAUCUUUCUCACCUGAGUAAACGGGAUGCUCUUAGAAUCCUGGCUGCCUAUGAGCACCCAAUCACGCUGCAGAUCAAGGGCCAGCGUAGGAGGGGUUAUGGCCUACAGGACUGCAGCACGCAGACGGAAAGACACUGGGAGCCCCUCCCCCUGGCCCCCCACCUGGCCCUGCACAGUCUGGGGGUCACAGCAGCUGGGACCAUGCCCAGGGUCAACCCGGACAGGUAGAGUCACAGAUGCUAACACACAGACAAAUGCUCACACACAUGCUCUCUCUGUCUCUCUCUCUCUCUCUCACACACGUACACACUUCAGAUGUCUAUAAAAUUCACUAAUAUCUUACUCCACUAGAUGUUAGAUUUAUUGACUCCACAUCUCUCUCUCAGACACUACUGCAGCCACAUGAGUCUGCCUCGUGAUCACCGUGACAACGGGAGAUAUGAGUACCUGCCCAACGCUCCACGAGACAUAGUGGACAUGGAUCCACUGGGCUACCAGGUGAGACAAAACACACACACUUACACUAGUAGUAGUAGGAUGCCAUUUCAUUUUGCUUUAGUUUUGAAUGAAAAAGAAUGACUUGAUGUUGUCAGCCAAAGCCAUACGCUAUAAUAAGUUGUACAAUAUGUGGGCGCUGUCUGUGAGUGUACCACCAUUCAUCACUCAGUACCUGUAUCAGUGACAAGACACAUCAAUUAAAGGCCUUACAGCAGUGUUAAAUCUUGCACCCCACUAAUAAUUUGUGACAGAUAUGACUUCCUGUGUCACUGGUGAUUAUAGAGCCAAUAUAAUGAACCCACUGUAUUGUAUGGUACAGUACAUGUGACGGAAAUAGCUAGAACUACAGCAUACUGUGUAUCUGUGUUGUUCUGUCCAUUAAGAGGAUGGAAAUACAUAUUCUAUUGAAGAAAACUGUCCAGUUUUUAAAAAACGACACUGCGGAGCUUGUGUGGGUGUAGUGGUGGGUUAUAUGGCUCUGGAGGUGAGAGUGUACACAGUGCUCUUUGAACAGUGGACUGCAUUAGAGCAGGUUCAGGGCUUACUUCUCCAGGGUGUGUGUGUGUGUGUGUGGAGAAUAAACCGUAGAUAUCCGGAUAUCCUUUUCGAUUGAAUAGGAUCCAGGCUGCAAAUGUUUGGUCUGAAUCAGGGCUAACGUCCAAAAGACCUGCCGUCCAGUCCAUAUUGGAGUCUCUCUUGGAGGAAAAGCACCCUUGAAGUUCGGUGAUUAAGGCUUUAAUGCCAAAAUGUGUUUGUUUUUUAUAAAUAUGCUUUUCUUUUUCAGUAGGGCUUAGUAUUUCCUCUAGUGUAGAUCAGGCUGUAUUUCCUCUAGUGUAGAUCAGGCUGUAUUUCCUCUAGUGUAGAUCAGGCUGUAUUUCCUCUAGUGUAGAUCAGGCUGUAUUUCCUCUAGUGUAGAUCAGGCUGUAUUUCCUCUAGUGUAGAUCAGGCUGUAUUUCCUCUAGUGUAGAUCAGGCUGUAUUUCCUCUAGUGUAGAUCAGGCUGUAUUUCCUCUAGUGUAGAUCAGGCUGUAUUUCCUCUAGUGUAGAUCAGGCUGUAAAACAAAGCCUUUCCCCCUUUAUUUAAUGGAGCAGCUCCCCUCAGCUAAGCAUCUGGGACCUGAGUGGAACUAUACACACACACACAUACACUCACUCACUCACAAGCACACACACACACAGACAAAGACAUACACACACACACACACACACAUACAGUACACACAGACAAGCGUGAUUGCUCAGGCCCGGAUGCCCAGCCAGGAUGCUAUGCUGCAUCAAUAAAAGAAGACUAACCAAAUCAAAGAUAUGAUCACAUUUACAUCUAAAUCAUCACCACAUUUAUCCUCAAGCACAAACAAACACACACUACACAGUAUAUUCCCAAACACACUUAGCCACACACACACCCAUGUGCACACGGUCACACAGUCAUAAACAGCACUCACGUGUUCAGUGGGCGGAAUGUGAGCUGUGCCUAAUGAAAUCCCCUUGGAGAAUGGAAGGAUGCUCAGCUUAGAGAGACAGAGGGAAAAACACACUCCUCUCUCCCAUCUACAAACAUUUACUGUCUACAGCACACACUGAUUUAACCACUGCUGCAAGACACAAACUACAGUUCAGUCAAUAUGUAUUGCAAACCCACAGCAUGUAAUGCACUUGCAUUAAAAGCCAUACUUAAUAAUCAGGACACCUGAUAACAUAGGGAUAUUUUAGGGAUUUUUUGGGGGGAUAAAGGCUUGAUCGCCUAUAUGAACAUUUUAAUUACAUAACCAAAGUUCUAUAAUUAGCAUUUAAAAAAUCUAAUGCUUGUUUAUUCACGUAAACACACAUUAUUCACAGUUAGUUAAACAUUGAUUAACCGCUCUCUCAUUCUCUCAUCGCCCUCUCUCUCCCUCCCUCCCUCCCUCCCUCCCUCCCUCCCUCUCUCUCUCUCCCUCCCUCUCCCUCCCUCCCUCCCUCCCCUCCCUCCCUCCCUCUCCCUCCCUCCCUCCUCCCUCCCUCCCUCCCUCUCUCCCUCCCUCCCUCCCUCCCUCUCUCUUUAAGGACCUGGAGCUUGCCCGUCGUGUUCCAAGGGAUCAGAGCUGUCUGAUUGGCUGCUGCAACACCAACCUUGAGGAGCCCAGCAGUUUCCUCAGCCAGGUGUGUGUGUCUGUGUGCGUGUGUGUACUGUAUAUCUACAUACUGUAUGUGUGUGACUGUGUGUUCUCUCUCUCUCCCUCUUUCGCUCUGUCCCUCUCUCGCUCUCUCUCUCCUUCAGACUGAGGAUGAGGACUACAUGUUGGAGAAACCUCUGGGCUACCUACCUCUCCACCAUGAGCUGGACAGUGGCCUGGGCUGGACCGACGGUAGCCUGCACCAGGGAGACCUUUCUGGCCUGGAGACUGAGGAGGGGGGUCUGGAGGAGUGUCACCCCAGGGGAGGAGGCUCCGGUGGGGGCCUGGUGGUCAGCGGAGGAGGGGGUGGAGGUGGAGGUUCUCCGUCCUCUGAAUCCUUCAUCUCGUCUGAGCUGAGUGACUCUGGCUUCUACAGCGUGAGCACCGGAGAGUUCCGCCGUUUCCAGAGGCUGUUAGAGAAACGUAUGUGCCUGUACAACGCUCGUCUGCACCACCAGGGGGAGGUUUGUGCACGGGAGCGCCGCGACAGCUGCCAGAAGAACCACAGAGAGCUGCUGGAGGCUAUACCUGAGGCACUGACCACGCAGCCCCAGCACUCCUGCCCCACGCUUGGCCUGGCUGCUCCAUCCAUGGGCCCUUCACCCCGCGGACUCUUCAGGUAGGGGUUUAUCACCAGACUAUGAUUAUCAUAGCUUAUCAUGAUAACAUGAUCCAUAACCAUCCAAACCCCAUCUUCAAAGUGUUCAGUCCAGUGUUCAACGAUGAUAAUGCAUGUUGUUCAACACUGUACCAUUGUAUUUAUCGCUUCCGUUUCUAAUAGUUGUUUUCUGUAUCUUCAGGGUGUCGUCCGUCCAGUUCCGGAAGGCGGAUCGUCCCUGUCUGAGCAGACACAGCUCCAGCAGUGGCUCCCUCUUCAACCCCCAGCACACCCCUGGCCCCCUCUCUGUCCACGCCCCUGUCCUCUCCGCCUGCAGUACCCCCUCCGGCCACCACAGGCUUCCGCUGCAGCACCAUGGCUCCAGCUCGGUGGGUCAGCUGAGGAGAAGCAGGACCCUGCACCACCGGGGUCCACCCCAGGAGCGUGUCAGACGGGCCAGUCACCCGUCCUCCCCCUCUUACGCCACCCUGCAGCACUGUGGAGUAGCUCCAUCUAGAGGCCUGGAGCUGGGCCUGCCUGAAGAGGGAGAACCAGAACUAGUCCUCACACACCCAGCAGGAUUUGCCCUCUCACCCCAGCACCAUGCAACCUCUCCGGGGGAACACAGAGGGGCCGUGCCCUUACCCAGGGGACAUUACUGGGACAAUAGUGGAGAUCGUGACCAGCUGGUUAACGACAGGAGGCAGCAGCAGGAAAGGAGCUUCAUGACAGACCUACCAGUGUGGGAGAGGGAGCGAGAGAGAGAAAGAGAAAGAGAGAGGGAGCGAGAAAGAGAAAGAGAGAGGGAGCGAGAAAGAGAGCGGGAAAGAGAACGAGAGAAAGAGAAAGAAAGAGAGUGGGAAAGAGAAAGACAAAGAGAGAGAGGAAGAGGGGUGCACCGCUUCCACACCCUCAGCCACCCACCCCAGACAUCCAUAGACAUCCAUGAGACAUGGCCUAAACCAGCCAACCGUCUGUCCCGCCAGGGGUCCGGGGGUGGUGGGGGCCUCUACAGCACCCUGGAGGGCCACAUUGGGGUCGGGGCUGGGGUCGUUGGAGUGUCCAGGAUGGGCCCCAAUCCUAACCCCAACCCUGACCCUGACCCUACCCUUAACACCAACCCCAACCUUCCUAACCCUAACCCAAGGGCUGUGAGGAACCAGAUUCUUCGUGACCGGGCAUCACGGCUAGCAGACGAGCGCAGCGGGAUGAGUACGGAUGAGGAAAGCCAGGAGGUGAUGAGGGGGAGGUACUGGAGCCGCACUGAGAGACGGGAGCACCUCCUACUGGCCCGCGAGCAGAAACAGCAACAACAGCAGGCCAGAGGGCAGCAGGCUUACACACGGCCAGGAGCCAAUGGAGGAUCAGGAUCUAGGAGAGAGGCAGGGGUCAACACAAGAGGAGGAGUUAUCAGAGAAGGAGGGGGAGGGUCUUUGGGAGAUGGCCGGUGCAGCACGGUGCUGGAACUCAGCCAAAAGAAGUUGAGUCGUCUGCGGAACAGGAAGCUGUUAGAUGAUUGGACGACGGUGGAGGAGUUGCUGACUCAUGGGACGAGGCUGGGCACCGGGGAGGAGAUGUCCCUCUGUCCCAGCUCACUACUGACUGUCACUACUGUAUAGGGUGUGUAUGUGUCUGUGUGUUUUUUCCACCAUAAAGCACCAUGGACAAUAGCUUUGUUUGAGAGUGAGUGUAUGUGUGUGAGUAUAUGAGUGUGUGUCACCACUGUACAGCACCUCUGACAAAGUGUGUGUAUGUGUCAGAACUUCUUACUGACUACUGUUACACACUGCAAGUGUGUAUCUGUUACAAUCUGUGUGUCUGUGUGAGGGAGGAUCAAUCUGUGUGUCUGUGUGAGGGAGGAUCAAUCUGUGUGUGUGUGUGAGGGAGGAAGGAUCAAUCUGUGUGUCUGUGUGAGGGAGGAUCAAUCUGUGUGUGUGUGUGAGGGAGGAAGGAUCAAUCUGUGUGUGUGUGUGAGGGAGGAAGGAUCAAUCUGUGUGUGUGUGUGAGGGAGGAUCAAUCUGUGUGUGUGUCUGCCCCAUGUCUGGCUACCUCAUGCUCAUGGGGUUUGUGAAACAAUUUGCGAAACACAAUACAGUAUCAUGUCAUUUUGUUGAUUUUAUCUUUGGGUAUUUUUUUGUGCAAAAAUGCUGCCUGGUGACAUUGAUGAAACUCUUACGUUUGGACUUUUAUGCCUCAACUAAAGUUGUGACUGAGAUUUCUAAAAGCAAUACUGUACUGUAAGAUAAUCCACCAGAAAACAGCAGCUUACUGGAGAGGAUAUAAGAUGCCACAACACAGCUAGUGGAGUACUUUGUGGAUUGAUAACCACCCCACACAAUCAAUGUGUUUUUGACACAGAGAUCCCGUUUACAGUCUUAUAGGGGAAUGGUGUUGCAGUAGGAGAUUUUGGUACCAGAUGUGAUCGUGCUCAAACUACCUGGUACCCUUGAUUGCACAACAACCAACCCAACCCAUCCUAUCAUUGGCAUGAUGUUUACAUUGCCUGUCUAUUGAGGCAUUAACUCUGUAUCUUUAAGUGGUGGUUCCAGAGAUAGGUACUGUAGAGUAGUAGGUAGAUGGUGUAGGCUGAGCUGGCCAGGGGUUUGUGGUUGGUGGUUUGGUGCUGGAGGUCUCUGCAGGUUAGGGCUAUGUCCCAAAUGGCAUCCUAUUCCCUAUAUAGUGCACUACUUUUGACCAGGGCCCAUAGGGUUAUCGUCAAAAGUUGUGCACUAUGUAGGGAAUAGGGUGCCAUUUGGGACUGAGCCAAGCAGUCAGUUAAGCCCAGAAAAGAGGCAGGUAUUUUUACAGUUAACCCUUACAACCUUGAUCGUCCAGUGAAGGGACACUGGCCAGUGGAAUGACUGUAGAAUUAUCUGUUUUGCGGAAGGUUACAGAUUAGAAGAGUUUACUGUAGUGGUGUAGAUCCCUUCCAGAUAUGUUUCUUGUAAAACAGUCACAAUCCAUGUAAACAACAAAAAGCAAAUUGUUUUUAUAAUUUGUAAAGAUCUGUAUCUGGCUUUAUUUAUGGUUUGAGUGGACCAGGAUUCUGUAUAUUGGUCAUAGCUGGCUAUGUAUAGCCAGGUUCCCUCAGCAUUAUUGUUGUUCUAUUCUGUACAUAUUAAUUAUGGAACGUACGGUACAACGCCAGGGUACAGGGUGGACAAUGGGGUGUCAAGCUCUAGUUGUCCAGGGCCACAAUGUCUGUGACAUUUAGUUUCUCAUUUAAUUGAUUAAUAGAUAGGGGUCAAAUAGGCUUAUGUCAGGGUUAUGCAGCAAAUGUUAACUAAAGUCACUGUUGUAGGUACUACUAAUACUAUCGUUGAUAACUGAAAUGAAAGGUGUGAUCAGAGGUGUGAUUUGCUUUUUGCGUAGCAUCAUCAGCACUCGUCAUUAGUGGCACAUGGUGCUACAGGAUCACACACCUUAAUGCACUGUGUGUGUUUCUCACACACACUCACUCUCACACAGCGUGCAUGUGGUUCUUACACACACACAGCAUGUAGGACUCACACCUGUCUGGUGUGUGAGCUGAGAGAGGGAGAGAGAUGGAGGGAGAAAUAAAUAAAUAUAUAUUUAUAUAUAAAAUACAGAGAGGUAGAAAGAGAGCAUGUUGGAUUGCUCGCUCUCUCCUCAAGGUGUUCCACGUCACACUCAGCAUGACUCAAACUCCCUGAAUAAUGGAUGAACAAGACAGGAUUUAUUUCCUUCAUCCCCCUCCUCCCUCUAUAUGUGAGGAUUAUCAAGGCUGAAAAUAGCCCUCCUUUCCUAGGAGAAGUGAGAGCACACAUGAGAGAUGUUUGGGGGGGGGGGGGAACUUGUGAUUUAAAGCUCUGCACACCUCAGAUUUGUUUUCUCUACCCCCACUGUACUGUUUCCCCUCGGACUGGGCUCCAAACAGCUCCCACACCUUAGUGUCUGUGCAAAUCUCUGGUUCUGCUCAUUUUCACUUUUCAGAAGACUCUUUUUGGAAUAUGAUGAUGUACAUGUGGUUGUAAUAAAGAGAUUUUAAUUAGCUACUAAAACCUGUCCAGUGUUUGAAUUUUGAUUCUACGAUGUGAUCAGAUAAGGUACAUUUAGCUCCACCUAUCCUUCAAUAGAGCCUCCUUACCUAUUCCGUUCGUUCCGAUUUGCUAAGACAGGAGGGGUAGGAGCUUGUUUACUUUUCCGACUAGGCUAAUGUGUCCAGUUCUCACAGCAGUUUGGCCUCCAGCCAUUUUGUAAACCUGUAUUAUUAUGGAGUCGUUUCCACAUCCAUUCACAUUAAUGUUGAGUCCACUCUGUUUCCUAGAGCAGAGACACCAUUGCCCUCAUUGAGCUGUCCAACAUGGACCUAACUGAUCUGAAGAAACAAGAUGGCAAAUUCCAGGAAUUUGGCUUGACCGGUCAAUUCUUUUACAUCAGUGUGUGGAUAACUAAAAGGAGACAAGUAGGUUUUCAUUAUGAUAACUUGGUGGUCAGUCAUCAGUCAUUCCAGAGAUGAUGUGCUAUCUGGAAGGAUUAUACCAUGUACUGUAAAUACUUGACAAACUUGGGAAAUAGAUUAUUUAAGCAAACCUCAAAUGACACCCUAUUUCACAUAUAGUGGAAUGUGUACGACUACACUACAUAGACACUCUGGUCAAAACCAAAGUAGUGCAUUCUAUAGGCCAUGGCACAGUACUGUCUUUGGCCACGGUAGCAUAAGGUGUCACUUGGGAUUCAGACAUUGAUCUGAAUGAGACUUCUUCCUGGUUUAAAUCCUUCCAGCCUGUCUUUAGUCUGACUCAAAACUCAUGUCGUCAGCAGCACCCACCCAUCACCAGAACGCCAACAUGCGAUACAUCUGGCCAAUCGUCUAAUGAGCUCAGUCUUAUGUAACCAGUGUGAAUGAUGAGCCAGUCAGCCAUGCUGAGGAAACGCUCUUUCUUCUGCCCAUUCACUAAUUCCUUUUUAACUCUGACAGCCUGAGAGGGUGGCCAGAUGUCCACAGACACACAUAGGCAGAGACAGUCAGACACAAUUGUGAUUUUUCCUAUAUGGUACAUUUUCAUCUGCAACACUCAAAGUUGGUUCACUCUACCAGAUAAGCAAUGCACACACUGGGAACUGUUAAGUAGAACUAGCCUGUUGGCUGUUAUGUGGUGUCUUUUCACUGCUCUCAAUCACAAUCCAUAUUUCUCUAAUUUUUUUCUCAGUUCUUUUAUAAAAUAAAGUCAAAAUGGAAUCCAACUGUGCAGAAGCACAAAAUGGAAUCCAAAUGACAGAGAAAAGCUCUUCAUUAUCACCAUAUAGCUUUUCCAGGCAGUAAGACUGUAUCUCACCAGGCUCCACUCCGCUCUGCUGGGGGAUUGGUGCUGCAGCAGCGCCAUCAUGUGGCACAAACCUGUGUCAAAGCAUUCUGAAGGUUACAAAAUGGUGACUGAACUGCCUUAGCUCUGAUUGGUGGAGAGGACACUCCAGUAUCUGUACUGUGUAAUAGGGUUAAAUAUUUUCUGGGAAUUUUACAAAUGUUCCAUCCUGAGAAUAAAUAUGUCUGGAUAGAAAAUUAAUGAAAAUUCAAACCUGAUGCUACCUGAGCCUGAUGAGUCAUACACUAUGGACAUUUUAUGAGCCUAAGCCCAAAGAAGCCCAAAUUAUUGUGCCGUCAUCCAAUACAAAGCCUAUGGUGACUCCCUGGUUAAAUAAAGGUCAAAUAAAAUACACAGUGCAUCCGGAAAGUAUUCAGACCCAUUGACUUUUACCACAUUUUGUUACUUUACAGCAUUAUUCUAAAAUUGAUUAAAUUAUAUUUUUUCCUCAUCAAUCUACAAACAAUACCCCGUAAUGACAAAGCAAAAACAGAUUUUUUGACAUUUUUACAAAUGUAUAAAAAAAUAAAAUAAAAAUAAAGUAUUUACAUAAGUAUUCAGACCCUUUGCUAGGAGACUCGAAAUUGAGCUCAGGUGCAUUCUGUUUCCAUUGAUCAUCCUUGAGAUGUUUCUACAACUUGAUUGGAGUCCACCUGUGGUAAAUUCAAUUAAUUGGAUAUGAUUUGGAAAGGCACACACCUGUCUAUAUAAGGUCCCACAGUUGACGGUGCAUGUCAGAGCAAAAACCAAGCCAUGAGGUCGAAGGAAUUGUCCGUAGAGCUCCGAGACAUGAUUGUGUCGAGGCACAGAUCUGGGGAAGGGUACCAAAACAUUUCUGCAGCAUUGAAGGUCCCCAAGAACACAGUGGCCUCCAUCAUUAUUAAAUGGAAGAAGUUUGGAACCACCAAGACUCUUCCUAGAGCUGGCCGCCCGGCCAAACUGAGCAAUCGGGGGAGAAGGGCCUUGGUCAGGAAGGUGACCAAGAACCCGAUGGUCACUCUGACAGAGCUCCAGAGUUCCUCUGUGGAGAUGGGAGAACCUUCCAGAAGGACAAUCAUCUCUGCAGCACUCCACCAAUCAGGCCUUUAUGGUAGAGUGGCCAGACGGAAGCCACUCCUCAGUAAAAGGCACAUGACAGCCUGCUUGGAGUUUGCCAAAAGGCACCUAAAGGACUCUCAGACCAUGAGAAACAAGAUUCUCUGGUCUGAUUAAACCAAGAUUGAACUCUUUGGCCUGAAUGCCAAGCGUCACGUCUGGAGGAAACCUGGCACCAUCCCUACGGUGAAGCUUGGUUGUGGCAGCAUCAUGCUGUGGGGAUGUUUUUCAGCGGCAGGGACUGGGAGACUAGUCAGGAUCGAGGGAAAGAUGAACGGAGCAAAGUACAGAGAGAUCCUUGAUGGAAACCUGCUCCAGAGCACUCUGGACCUCAGACUGGGGUGAAGGUUCACCUUCCUACAGGAUAACGACCCUAAGCACACAGCCAAGACAACGCAGGAGUGACUUCGGGACAAGUCUCUGAAUGUCCUUGAGUGGCCCAGCCAGAACCCGGACUUGAACCCGAUCUAACAUCUCUGGAGAGACCUGAAACGCUCCCCAUACAACCUGACAGAGCUUGAGAGGAUCUGCAGAGAAGAAUGGGAGAAACUCCCCAAAUACAGGUGUGCCAAGCUUGUAGUGUCAUACCCAAGAAGACUCGAGGCUGUAAUUGUUGCCAAAGGUGCUACAACAAAGUACUGAGUAAAGGGUCUGAAUACUUAUGUAAAUGUGAUAUCAGUUUUUUAUUUUUAAUAAAUUUCCACCCCCAAAAAAUAUACAUAAAAAUACAUAUAUUUUAGAAUAAGGCUGUAGCGUAACAAAAUGUGGAAAAAGUCAAGGGGUCUGAAUACUUUCCGAAUGCACUGUAUAGCUAGGCUAUCGCACAUUAUGGAUUACAGAAAAACAUAAAAGCCCAUAGAUGUAGCUAUUCUGUCUUGGGUAAAUAAAUUAAACAAGCUCCAGUACGCUACUAUUUUUGAGUGUGGACUGUAUUACUGUACUGUAUUGCAUUAUAUAACUGGAAUUACACACCUUGUUCAAACCAUGAAGCUGUGAGAGAACAUGCAAUGCUGGUGCAGUACAUGUGGCCUACAGAAAUACAAUUAUAGGCUAGCAAAUUAAAUUUUGAUUUUGAAAUAUAAUAGGGCCAAUUUAAUAGUUGUAUAAUUAGUAGGCUGACGCAUAGGCCUAUAUAAGCUACCUUUCAUAAUAUUUCCCCUAAUGUUGCGCGACUUGCAUAUUAGCCUACCUCUUUCUCUCUAUUGUUGCUUGAUUCAUUCCUUGCUUUCAACAGUUAAAUCAAACAAUUUUCUCUGUCCUUAUCUUCAUCAUUGUAAUGACAUGCUUGAAUAAUAUAGGACUAGAAUGCAGACGGCUUCAUUUCCCUUCUCUUCAAGAAGAUUUAAUUGUUAUGUGUCUGAAUAAAUAACAGUGCCUUGCAAAAGUAUUCAUCCCCCUUGGCGUGUUUCCUAAUUUGUUGCAUUACAACCUGUAAUUUAAAUAGAUUUUUAUUUGGAUUUCAUACACAAAAUAGUCCAAAUUGGUGAAGUGAAAUGAAAAAACAACUUGUUUCAAACAAUUCUAAAAAAUAAAUAACCGAAAAGUGGUGCGUGCAUAUGUAUUCACCCCCUUUGCUAUGAAGCCCCUAAAUAAGAUCUGGUGCAACCAAUUACCUUCAGGAGUAACAUAAUUAGUUAAAUAAAGUCCACCUGUGUGCAAUCUAAGUGUCACAUGAUCUCAGAAUGUAUAUACACACCUGUUUUGAAAGGCCCCAGAGUCUGCAACACCACUAAGCAAGGGGCACCACCAAGCAAUCGGCACCAUGAAGACCAAGGAGCUCUCCAAACAGGUCAGGGACAAAGUUGUGGAGAAGUACAGAUCAGGGUUGGGUCAUAAAAAAAUAUCUGAAACUUUGAACAUCCCACGGAGCACCAUUAAAUCCAUUAUAAAAAAAUUGAAAGAAUAAGGCACCACAACAAACCUGCCAAGAGAGAGCCGCCCACCAAAACUCACGGACCAGGCAAGGAGGGCAUUAAUCAGAGAGGCAACAAAGACACCAAAGAUAACCCUCAAGGAGCUGCAAAGCUGUCCAUAGGACCACUCCACAGAGCUGGGCUUUACGGAAGAGUGGCCAGAAAAAAGCCAUUGCUUAAAGAAAAAAAUAAGCAAACACGUUUGGUGUUCGCCAAAAGCCAUGUGGGAGACUCCCCAAACAUAUGGAAGAAGGUGCUCUGGUCAGAUGAGACUAAAAUUGAGCUUUUUGGCCAUCAAGAAAAACGCUAUGUCUGGCGCAAACCCAACACCUCUCAUCACCCCGAGAACACCAUCCCCACAGUGAAGCAUGGUGGUGGCAGCAUCAUGCUGUGGGGAUGUUUUUCAUCGGCAGGGACUGGGAAACUGGUCAGAAUUGAAGGAAUGAUGGAUGGCGCUAAAUACAGGGAAAUCCUUGAGGGAAACCUGUUUCAGUCUUCCAGAGAUUUGAGACUGGGACGGAGGUUCAUCUUCCAGCAGGACAAUGACCCUAAGCAUACUGCUAAAGUCGAGUGGUUUAAGGGGAAACAUUUAAAUGUAUUGGAAUGGCCUAGUCAAAGCCCAGACCUCAAUCCACAAUUGAGAAUCUGUGGUAUGACUUAAAGAUUGCUGUACACCAGCGAAACCCAUCCAACUUGAAGGAGCUGGAGCAGUUUUGCCUUGAAGAAUGGGCAAAAAUCCCAGUGGCUAGAUGUGCCAAGCUUUUAGAGACAUACCCAAGAGACUUGCAGCUGUAAUUGCUGCAAAAGGUGGCUCUACAACGUAUUGACUUUGGGGGGGAUAGUUAUGCAUGCUCAAGUUCUGUUUUUUUUUUUUACAACAAAAAAUAUUUUGCAUCAUCAAAGUGGUAUGCAUGUUGGGUAAAUCAAAUGAUACAAACCCCCAAAAAAUCAAUUUUAAUUCCAGGUUGUAAGGCAACAAAAUAGGAAAAAUGGCAAGGGGGGUGAAUACUUUCGCAAGCCACUGUAUCUACAUAUACAGUACCAGUCAGAAGUUUGGACACACCUACUCAUACCAGGGUUUUUCUUUAUUUUUACUAUUUUCUAUAUUGUAGAAUAAAACUAUGAAUUAACACACAUGGAAUCAUGGCAAGAACAGCUCAAAUUAGCAAAGAGAAACGACAGUCCAUCAUUACUUUAAGACAUGAAGGUCAGUCAAUACGGAACAUUUAAAAGAACUUUGAAAGUUUCUUCAAGUGCAGUCGCAAAAACCAUUAAGCGCUAUGAUGAAACUGGCUCUCAUGAGGACCGCCACAGGAAAGGAAGACCCAGAGUUACCUCUGCUGCAAAGGAUACGUUCAUUAGAGUUAACUGUACCUCAGAUUGCAGCCAAAAUAAAUGCUUCACAGAGUUCAAGUAACAGACAUAUCUCAACAUUAACUGUUCAGAGGAGACUGUGUGAAUCAGGCCUUCAUGGUCGAAUUGCUGCAAACAAACCACUACUAAAGGACACCAAUAAGAAAAGAGACUUGCUUGGGCCAAGAAACACGAGCAAUGGACAUUAGACCGGUGGAAAUCUGUCCUUUGGUCUGAUGAGUCCAAAUUUGAGAUUAUUGGUUCCAACCGCCGUGUCUUUGUGAGACGCAGAGUAGGUGAACGGAUUAUCUCCACAUGUGUGGUUACCACCGUGAAGCAUGGAGGAGGUGGUGUGAUGGUGCUCUGCUGGUGACACUGUCGGUGAUUUCUUUAGAAUUCAAGGCACACUCAACCAGCAUGGCUACCACAGCAUUCUGCAGCGAUACACCAUCCCAUCUGGUUUGCGCUUAGUGGGACUAUCAUUUGUUUUUCAACAGGACAAUGACCCAAAACACACCUCCAGGUUGUGUAAGGGCUAUUUGACCAAGGAUAGUGAUAGAGUGCUGCAUCAGAUGACCUGGCCUCCACAAUCACCCGACCUCAACCCAACUGAGAUGGUUUGGGAUGAGUUGGACCGCAGAGUGGAGGAAAAGCAGCCAACAAGUGCUCAGCAUAUGUGGGAACUCCUUCAAGACUGUUGGAAAAGCAUUCCUUUAUGAAGCUGGUUGAGAGAAUACCAAGAGUGUGCAAAGCUGUCAUCAAGGCAAAAGGUGGCUACUUUGAAGAAUCUAAAAUAUAUUUUGAUUUGUUUAACACUUUGUUGUUACUACAUGAUAUUUGUGUUAUUUCAUAGUUUUGAUGUCUUCACUAUUAUGCUACAAUGUAAAAAAUAGUACAAACAAAGAAAAACCCUUGAAUGAGUAGGUGUGUCCCAACUUUUGACAGGUAUCAAUCUUGAACAGGAUUAUCUAUUUUGGAUGCAAUUUGAAUGGAAUUGAUGGAGAGAGAGAGAAAGACAGUGCUCAAGUACGCACUGAUUUAAAGCAAUGAUAUGCGAGUGAAAGGCUGUUUUAAAAUUCUGCAGCUGUAAAUAUAACACAAUAUCUAUCUUUACAAUUAAAAAGUAAGGUGACCCCGAAAGCCAGAUGGAGAUGUGUAAAUUAGACGCGCAUUCAGUCCUUAUAUUAUCAUACUGUAGUAUAGCCUAUGCAUGCUACAGCAAAUGUAGGCCUACCUGUCACAAGAAAAAAAGAAAUAUAAUUUACCGGUUUCUCAGUUAUAUAUCCCAGGAAAAGGGAGUGGGUUUUCGCAGGAAACCCGCUAUUCAACCCUACUGUGCAGUGAGUGACAGAGCGACUUAAAGGAGCAAUUAGGGUUAAGUACCUUGCUCAACGGCACAUCGACAGAUUUUUCACCUAGUCUGCUCGGGGAUUCAAACCAGCGACCUUUCGGUUACUGGCCCAAAGCUCUUAACCACUAGGCUACCUGCUGCCCUUCUCUUGGUCCAUUUCUGUUACUCUUACCAAAAACUGCAAAAAGAGAAAGUGUGAAUCUGCCAUGUUGCAGGGGCAUAGAGUUACCAGUCAGAACUCUCAUCCAAACCUGUGACAUCAUCAGGUCUCAUACAGCAGUCUUUGAUAGAAUGGAGAUAAUCCAAGUACCAUGGCAACACAGAAAGCGAGACAGCCGGUGGAUUUACGAAACCCCACAGUCAACAGCCUGAGCGAUGUGAUGUCAUAAUGAGAGUUGAGUGAUGUCACAAAAAUUGUCUUUUGAGUUUAGGAGAGCGUAAAAACAGUUCAGUUGCCUGUCCUUCCCCCUCCAGAACCACAGGGGGUGAUGAUGAAGAUGCUGGCUCAGUCCAGACCCACAAUAUCAUGCUGUUUGUAGGACUGUGAAACCAGGCUCCCUGUAGGAAAGACACCAAUAAUAUCACAUAUAAUACAUAGAAAAGGUCUCACAACGAACAUACUCCUUAUCUACUGAGGAGAAACGCUCAGGAAUGAUGUCCUUGUCUUGAACACUACAUUUUGUCCGUCUUACCUUCUUCCCAGGUACAGAAAUUAUAGUGUAUCAAUUUCAUACUUUUCCCAGAGCAGACAGUAUGGUCAACAUUAACUAAACACAGAAUUCAAAGCAGAGGCAUUUCAGGUAUAUCAUCUCUUACCAUAACGAUUUUUCAAUAAUGCAACUUGAAAAGAGAUGCUUUUGGAGGUGUAUUGGAAAAUAAAAUGUGAUUCAAAAGAAUAAAUUCCCUCACUGCUUGCUUGCAAGGUUUCACUUAUUUAUUUCAAUAGCAAACAUUUGUCAAUGUCUCCUUUUGAAUCACUGAUGCAAUUUGACCCAAUUACAUUGCAUAGCCCGGUGUCAUGGGCCCGAGGGACACCAAUGCAUGAGUUGUUUUUUACAAACAAAAAAUGAGAAGAACUUUGAACACAGCCUAAGACAGCUCAGUUUUGCUCAACUCUCAGUGUCUUGCAUUGUGGUCCAGCAGGAUGAUUUGCCAGUUGUUAAAAAAAGCUUGGCAAACAUCCCUUAUCUUAGAGCAGAAAACUUGAUUCUUGAUUCCACAAAUAUACAAAACGUACAAACACCCAAACACACACACACAUCCAACCUAGACACAAACCUGGAUAUACCCACCCACCAACACACACCUACAGACACACAAGCCCAGGGAAGAGCGAGGCCGGAGCGGAGUGGAGCAGGAGGGUCAAAGGGCAAGCAGGAAGUAGACAAACCAGCCGCAGGUCAGGUCAGGUCAGUAUAGAGCCAGCUAGCCCCAGGCCAGUCGGCCAACCGGUGGCCAUAUUGGAAACCAAACCAAACCAACAACCAGGAAGCCAGAAUCAAAACUAACCCAUCUCCUCACAGUGGGGAGAAUCUUUCUUGAUUUUGUUUGGAUUAGUCCCACCACCACAUUUCAAAUCUGUCCCAGAAUCAGUUCCUAAUCAGCAGAGUUAAGGGGGGUGGGUUGUAGGGUGGGGGGUUGGGGGUUGGGGGUUGGGGGCCUGGGGAUAGGGGGCAGUUUGGGCGGCUCAGUUAAAGGGUCAGUGUCUGUUUGUGGGGUCGGCCGAGCCGGGCCGCGGGAGCAGAGGGCUGCUGAAGUAUUUUAGCUAGCAGGAUCAGCAUAGCUCCCCGUGGUGGCCAUCAUAUCACAUCCUUACCUGCAGCAGUAAGGCCCCCCUCCGCUCUGCCUUUCAUCCCUACUCCUCCCACUUCCACUCCGUCAGGGUAGACCCUGUCCCCCCUGUAGGGUUUGGGCCUGAAGGGGAAGUCUUUCUCUUUACCUUUGGAGCCUUUCGGCCGUCCUGCUGUCUUCUUCUUGGACUUGCUGUCUCCCUUCACCCCCAGUAAGGGGUGCACCUCUGGGAUAGGGGGAGAAUAUACAAGUCAAAUAGGUAUCCAAUCAAUGGUUAAAAAUUGUUGUGUGUGUGUUCUUCUGACUCUCACCAUCACUGGGCACCCCCUGUAGUUCGAUGAUGGUGGUGGUACGGCCCUUCUUUUUGGGCGGAGCUCCUUCUGAGGAUGGCUGGCGCUGCUUCUUGUCCCCGCCCCCUGUGUGGGAAGAACCAUCUUCUGCGGGGGCGGUCUGGACAGCUGCAUCCGGAGGGGGACCAAAUGGAUUCUCCUCAGGGUCCUCUACCUCUGGAGCGAUGGGCAGGUAGAGCAAGGCCUUGAAGUCUUCCAGCUCCUCAUCACUAACACGAGGGGGUGAGGGGGCACAAUCAACAUUAGUAUUGUAUUGCAAUUACAUUUCUAUUCAAUUGCCUUGCCUAUAAACGUCUCACUAUCACAACACCUGUCUACCUUCAUCAUCAUCACACACACACUCACCUGCUGCAAAAAGCCACAAUGGGGUCAACAGAGGUCACAUCCACCUCCUCAUCCUCCGCAGCAUCCACACCUGGGACACACACAUGAACACACAAAUACAGUGCCUUGUAAAAGCAUUCAUCCCCCUUGGCGUUUUUCCUAUUUUGUUCCAUUACAACCUGUAAUUUAAAUUGAUAUUUAUUUGGAUUUCAUGUAAUGGACAUACACAAAAUAGUCCAAAUUGGUGAAGUGAAAUGAAAAAAUUACUUGUUUCAAUAAAUAAAUAACAGAAAAUGGUGCGUGCAUAUGUAUUCACCCCCUUUGCUAUGAAGCCCCUAAAUAAGAUCUGGUGCAACCAAUUACCUUCAGGAGUAACAUAAUUAGUUAAAUAAAGUCCACCUGUGUGCAAUCUAAGUGUCACAUGAUCUCAGUAUAUAUAUACACCUGUUCUGAAAAGCCCCAGAGUCUGCAACACUACUAAGCAAGGGGCACCACGAAGCAAGCGGCACCAUGAAGACCAAGGAGCUCUCCAAACAGAUCAGGGACAUAGUUGUGGAGAAGUACAGAUCAGGUUUGGGUUAUAAAAAAAUAUCUGAAACUUUGAACAUCCCACGGAGCACCAUUAAAUCCAUUAUUAAAAAAUGGAAAGAAUAUGGCACCACAACAAACCUGCCAAGAGAGGGCCGCCCACCAAAACUCACGGAUCAGGCAAGGAGGGCGUUAAUCAGAGAGGCAACAAAGAAACCAAAGAUAACCCUGAAGGAGCUGCGAAGCUGUCCAUAGGACCACUCCACAGAGCUGGGCUUUACAGAAGAGUGGCCAGAAAAAAGCCAUUGCUUAAAGAAAAAAAUAAGCAAACACGUUUGGUGUUCGCCAAAAGCCAUGUGGGAGACUCCCCAAACAUAUGGAAGAAGGUACUCUGGUCAGAUGAGACUAAAAUUGAGCUUUUUGGCCAUCAAGGAAAACGCUAUGUCUGGCGCAAACCCAACACCUCUCAUCACCCCGAGAACACCAUCCUCACAGUGAAGCAUGGUGGUGGCAGCAUCAUGCUGUGGGGAUGGUUUUCAUCGGCAGGGACUGGGAAACUGGUCAGAAUUGAAGGAAUGAUGGAUAGCGCUAAAUACAGGGCCUUUCUUGAGGGAAACCUGCUUCAGUCUUCCAGAGAUUUGAGACUGGGACGGAGGUUCACCUUCCAGCAGGACAAUGACCCUAAGCAUACUGCUAAAGCAACACUCGAGUGGUUUAAGUGGAAACAUUUAAAUGUCUUGGAAUGGCCUAGUCAAAGCCCAGACCUCAAUCCAAUUGAGAAUCUGUGGUAUGACUUAAAGAUUGCUGUACACCAGCGGAACCCAUCCAACUUGAAGGAGCUGGAGCAGUUUUGCCUUGAAGAAUGGGCAAAAAUCCCAGUGGCUAGAUGUGCCAAGCUUAUAGAGACAUACCCAAGAGACUGGCAGCUGUAAUUGCUGCAAAAUAGUUAUGCACGCUCAAGUUUUCUGUUUUUUUUUGUCUUAUUUCUUGUUUGUUUCACAAUAAAAAAUAUUUUGCAUCUUCAAAGUGGUAGGCAUGUUGUGUAAAUCAAAUGAUACAAACCCCCAAAAAUCAAUUUUAAUUCCAGGUUGUAAGGCAACAAAAUAGGAAAAAUGCCAAGGGGGGUGAAUACUUUCGCAAGCCAUUGUAAGUCCCUGACAAGUAGCAAUGUCUCUCCCUUUAUGCACACGUUUGUGUGUGUGUGUGUGUGUGUGUACCUGUCUGUUCAGGUUCGCUUUUAUCCUCGUCUUCUAUAUCAAACUCAGACUCUCUCUCCUCAUACUCCACGUUCUCAUCCAGCUCCUUAAAGUCUGGGGCGAACGCACUCCAGUUUUCCUGAACACAAAAUCACAGCAUGGAAUGAAUUAACCAACCCAUUCCAUUAGAUCCACAACCAUAACAUCCAUCCUCAUCAGUAGACAUAGUUUUGGUUCAUGAUUCUGGAAUCUUGUGGACUCCUAAAUUAUUCCUCUUUUAACAUUGCUUCAAGGGCGAUUCCACGCCAGCAUUUUUGGUAUUCCAGACUGUUCUGGCAAUUCUCACAUAAAAUCUUCAAUGGGAGGAAGGAUGUUUAAAGGUAGACUCAGCAAUAUGACGUAGAUGCAGAAAGUAAACAGCAUAGUGGGUCAAUUUCCGCAAAAACUAAGAGCGUUGAAGCGCAAGGCUCAACUUCUCCGCUGUUUUGGUGCACUGGCUACCACGCUGUGAACAGCGUGAAGCAAACCCGUGCACAUGUGCAGACACUGUAUUAUUAUUUUUUUUUUUUCCACCUUUAUUUAACCAGGUAAACCAGUUGAGAACAAGUUCUCAUUUACAACUGCGACCUGGCCAAGAUAAAGCAAAGCAGUGCGAUAAAAAACAACACAGAGUUACAUAUGGGGUAAAACAACACAAAGUCAAAAAUACAACAGAAAUACAUAUAUAUACAGUGUGUGCAAAUUUAGCAAGUUAUGGAGGUAAGGCAAUAAAAUAGGCUAUAGUGCAAAAUCAUUACAAUUAGUAUUAACACUGGAAUGAUAGAUGUGCAAGAGAUGAUGUGCAAAUAGAGAUACUGGGGUACAAAUGAGCAAAAUAAAUAACAAUAUAGGGAUGAGGUAGUUGGGCGGGCUAAUUUCAGAUGGGCUGUGUACAGGUGCAGUGAUCGGUAAGGUGCUCUGACAACUGAUGCUUAAAGUUAGUGAGGGAGAUAAGUGUCUCCAGCUUCAGAGAUUUUUGCAAUUUGUUCCAGUCAUUGGCAGCAGAAAACUGGAAGGAAUUGCGGCCAAAGGAGGUGUUGGCUUUGGGGAUGACCAGUGAGAUAUACCCGCUGGAGCGCAGACUACGGGUGGGUGUUGCUAUGGUGACCAAUGAGCUAAGAUAAGGCGGGGAUUUGCCUAGCAGUGAUUUAUAGAUGGCCUGGAGCCAGUGGGUUUGGCGACGAAUAUGUAGUGAGGACCAGCCAACAAGAGCGUACAGGUCACAGUGGUGGGUAUUAUAUGGGGCUUUGGAGACAAAACGGAUGGCACUGUGAUAGACUACAUCCAAUUUGCUGAGUAGAGUGUUGGAGGCUAUUUUGUAAAUGACAUCGCCGAAGUCAAGGAUCGGUAGGAUAGUCAGUUUUACGAGGGCAUGUUUGGCAGCAUGAGUGAAGGAGGCUUUGUUGCGAAAUAGGAAACCGAUUCUAGAUUUAACUUUGUAUUGGAGAUUCUUAAUGUGAGUCUGGAAGGAGAGUUUACAGUCUAACCAGACACCUACAUAUUUGUAGUUAUCCACAUACUCUAGGUCAGACCCGUCGAGAGUAGUGAUUCUAGUUGGGUGGGCGGGUGCAAGCAGCGUUCGGUUGAAGAGCAUGCAUUUAGUUUUACUAGUGUUUAAGAGCAGUUGGAGGCUACUGAAGGAGUGUUGUAUGGAAUUGAAGCUCGUUUGGAGGUUUGUUAACACAGUGUCCAAUGAAGGGCCAGAGGUAUACAAAAUGGUGUCGUCUGCGUAGAGGUGGAUCUGAGAGUCACCAGCAGCAAGAGCGACGUCAUUGAUAUACACAGAGAAAAGAGUCGGCCCAAGAAUUGAACCCUGUGGCACCCCCAUAGAGACUGCCAUAGGUCCAGACAACAGGCCCUCCGAUUUGACACAUUGAACUCUAUCUGAGAAGUAGUUGGUGAACCAGGCGAGGCAGUCAUUUGAGAAACCAAGGCUAUUUAGUCUGCCAAUAAGAAUGCGGUGGUUGACAGAGUCGAAAGCCUUGGCCAGGUCAAUGAAAACGGCUGCACAGUACUGUCUAUUAUCGAUCGCGGUUAUAAUAUCGUUUAGGACCUUGAGCGUGGCUGAAGUGCACCCAUGACCAGCUCGGAAACCGGAUUGCAUAGCGGAGAAGGUAUGGUGGGAUUCGAAAUGGUCGGUGAUCUGUUUGUUGACUUGGCUUUCAAAAACUUUUGAAAGGCAGGGCAGGAUGGAUAUGGGUCUGUAACAGUUUGGAUCUAGAGUGUCACCCCCUUUGAAGAGGGGGAUGACCGCGGCAGCUUUCCAAUCUCUGGGGAUCUCAGACGUUACGAAAGAGAGGUUGAACAGGCUAGUAAUAGGGGUUGCGACAAUUUCGGCGGCUAGUUUUAGAAAGAAAGGGUCCAGAUUGUCUAGCCCAGAUGAUUUGUAGGGGUCCAGAUUUUGCAGCUCUUUUAGAACAUCAGCUGUCUGGAUUUGUGUGAAGGAGAAGCGGGGGGGGGCAUGGGCAAGUUGCAGCGGAGGGUGCAGAGCUGGUGGCCGGGGUAGUGGUAGCCAGGUGGAAAGCAUGGCCAGCCGUAGCAAAAUGCUUGUUGAAAUUCUCGAUUAUUGUAGAUUUAUCGGUGGUGAUAGUGUUUCCUAGCCUCAGUGCAGUGGGCAGCUGGGAGGAAGUGCUCUUAUUUUCCAUGGACUUUACAGUGUCCCAAAACUUUUUGGAGUUAGUGCUACAGGAUGCAAAUUUCUGUUUGAAAAAGUUAGCCUUUGCUUUCCUAACUGCUUGUGUAUAUUGGUUCCUAACUUCCCUGAAAAGUUGCAUAUCGCGGGGGCUAUUUGAUGCUAAUGCAGUACGCCACAGGAUGUUUUUGUGCUGGUCAAGGGCAGUCAAGUCUGAGGAGAACCAGGGGCUAUAUCUGUUCUUAGUUCUGUAUUUUUUGAAUGGGGCAUGUCUAUUUAAGAUUGAGAGGAAAUUACUUUUAAAGAACAACCAGGCAUCCUCUACUGACGGAAUGAGAUCUAUAUCCAUCCAGGAUACCUGGGCCAGGUCAAUUAGGAAGGCCUGCUCGCUGAAGUGUUUUUGGGAGCGUUUGACAGUGAUGAGGGGAGGUCGUUUGACCGCGGACCCGUUACGGACGCAGGCAAUAAGGCAGUGAUCGCUGAGAUCCUGGUUGAAGACAGCGGAGGUGUAUUUAGAGGGUAAGUUAGUCAGGAUGAUAUCUAUGAGGGUACCCAUGUUUAUGGAUUUAGGGUUGUACCUGGUAGGUUCGUUGAUAAUUUGUGUGAGAUUGAGGGCAUCUAGUUUAGAUUGUAGGAUGGCCGGGGUGUUAAGCAUAUCCCAAUUUAGGUCACCAAGCAGUACGAACUCUGAGGAUAGAUGGGGGGCAAUCAAUUCACAUAUGGUGUCCAGGGCACAGCUGGGGGCUGAGGGGGGUCUGUAGCAAGCGGCAACAGUGAGAGAUUUAUUUCUGGAAAGGUGGAUUUUUAGAAGUAGAAGCUCAAACUGUUUGGGCACAGACCUGGAUAGUAUGAUAGAGCUCUGCAGGCUAUCUCUACAGUAGAUUGCAACUCCACCCCCUUUGGCAGUUCUAUCUAGACGGAAAAUGUUUAUAGUUGGGGAUGGAAAUUUCAGAAUUUUUGGUGGCCUUCCUAAGCCAGGAUUCAGACACUGCUAGAACAUAUGUGACUGUGUUAGAGCGAAGUCUUGAAUCUCACUCAUCUCAAUAUCUGCGGUGCUGCUCGUGGUAACGUCAUUUCGCUGAGUCUACCUUUAACAUGCUUUUUACAUUGGUAUCACAAACCAUUUCCUUUUAUAAGACAGAGAUAUUUGCCAUCCAUUGAGUUAGACUUAACCAUUACUUCCAAUGGUAAUCGACCCAGUCGUCUACUGGCUACCAAGCUUUGCAGUAAUGAUCAAUUAGCGGAUAUUGCAACCAUUGAAUAUGACAACAAUUCUAUAUGCCAAUCCCUCAGCCAUAGUAAUAACAGGCAAUACCUGCUCUGUUCAGAAUAACUAGAAGUAGCAGGCAAGGUGAUCCCAUCUCACCUCUGCUAUUUUUAUUUUCUAUGGAGCCCCUGGCCCAGGCAGUUCGACAAUCGAAAGAAAUUACACCAAUAUCUCUCAAUCCUACGGAUUACGUCAUCUCAUUAUACGCCGGCGAUAUCUUACUUUAUCUAGAUAAUGUAUCUCAAUCUCUCCCAAGCGCUUUGAAGAUCAUAGACAAAUUCAGCUCCAUCUCAAGUUCUAAAAUAAAUCUAACCAAAUCUUCCUUACUCCCCCCUCAAGAACCCGACAGAGGACCCAAUCUCUAAUUAUGGAAUCCCAAUUGUUUGUCAUUUUAAAUAUUUAGGAAUAGAUACAGUAUAUUUCCUUCUUUAGAUAAAACCAUUGCCGAAAACUUCAACAGAACGCUCAAAUCAAUUAAAUCAGACCUCAGUAGAUGGACUAACAUUUCAGUCGCUCUCACCGGCAGAAUUUCUAUUGUGAAAUUGAGUCUCCCCCUUCCGGUUAUUGGGAUAAAAUCCACAGAGCGUUUUCAAAAUGUAUAUGGGAAGGUAAGAGAUCCCGGACUAAAUUAAUACAUUUACAGAGAGGGCAUUUCACCCAAUUAUAAAUUGUUUUAGAUAUUACUCUUCCGCUCCCUGGCUGAUAACAGAGAGAAAUAUGGUGGUCCCCAUUGCCCUGGAAGAUGUGGUGUUCAUUGGUCUCUCUCUUAAACAAUGUAAACUACGCUUUGGACCUAUUAUUUAUCACACAAAUCUAUGCAACUGGGAAACGAAAUGGCACGCCCAGACUCAAAUAUUUAACAAUUAUGCCUUGCGAUCUGGAGGAUGGCCUUUCACAUCGCCCCAAUGGUCCAAAUGUGGUAUCUGUAUCCUUGGCGAUAUCAUGGAUAGUAAUGGUUUGAGGAAAGAUGAAGAUGUGGGUGGAGGGGGGCUAGGCGGGGUAGAAGACAUGGUUUCCGGGUGGGGAGGGAGGAUGUGGGCUGGUGGAUGGUGAUUGACGGGGUUGGGGAGCCUUCUUUAUUUUCCUUGCAUACAGAAUAUUACAAAACUGUUGUUGCUGUUCUUUGUCUUUGUAUGCAUUUUUCUUCUUCUUUCGAGUGGCAGCCCACAGGUACAGGAAAGUAUGAAAUGCAAAUAUUAUAACUGAAUGUAUGAAUAUAUCUGAAUUAAUAUGACUUUGAAUGUUAUACCUGUCCCUGUAACCCCUUCUGAAAAAAUGACAAACUAAAUAAAAAGUUGGUCACAAACAAAUAACAAAAAUAUUUAAAAUCAUGAUGAAAGUGGCCCUUUUAGGAUCUAUUCCUACUGUAAAAAAAAUAAAUCCUAUGAUCCUUGGUACAGACCAUAGAGAGCCUAUUAAAUGACUAGAGGGGCUAUGUCAUAAACUCUCAAAGUUUCAGAGUGGGGUGAAAAUUGUAGCCAUAUUGGCCAGGGAGAAAUCCAAAUCAGUCAAUUUGGAAUGAAUGGCAGUAGAGGCAUAAUCCUGAUUUUUCUUAUGCAGGAAAAUAAAAGUAAGGCAUGUGAUAUAUCAGAAAUUGUGUAGUAGAAUUAUUGUCAACAUAGAACAUUGUCAUAUAAUCAUAAAUACAGCUUAUACAGAUUUUAUACACAUUUUCUGUAUAAAUAGCCUCUAAAAUACAUGCAUAAAGACCAUAAUUGUCUCCAUUUUAGUUUUUCUUGGAAAGUUGUGAGUGCUAUUAUAUGAUACAAUAUCAGUACUUGUCAUCAACUGAUUUGACCCCCCCCCAAAAAAAAAAAUAAAAAAAAUAAUAAUAAAUAAAACAUUGUAAAGUGGUCCACAUCCCACUGGCUAUAGGGUGAAUGCACCAAUUUGUAAGUCGCUCUGGAUAAGAGCGUCUGCUAAAUGACGUAAAUGUAAAUGUAAAUUUCAGCCAGUGCAUGGCUGUGUAUUGACUGCAUUUUUUAAAUAACUUAUCCCAGCACUGGCAAACUGUGGUUGACCAACUCCCUGACCAAAAUGGCUGACCUUUGUAUUUGUAUUUAUUAUGGAUCCCCAUACUCUUCCUGGGGUCCAGCAAAAUUAAGGCAGUUCAUACAAUUUUAAAAACAUUACAAUACAUUCACAGAUUUCACAACACACUGUGCCCUCAGGCCCCUACUCCACCACUACCACAUAUCUACAGUACAAAAUCCAUGUGUACAGUGGGGGGAAAAAAGUAUUUAGUCAGCCACCAAUUGUGCAAGUUCUCCCACUUAAAAAGAUGAGAGAGGCCUGUAAUUUUCAUCAUAGGUACACAACUAUGACAGACAAAUUGAGAAAAAAAAAUGUAGGAUUUUUAAUGAAUUUAUUUGCAAAUUAUGGUGGAAAAUAAGUAUUUGGUCAAUAACAAAAGUUUCUCAAUACUUUGUUAUAUACCCUUUGUUGGCACUGACACAGGUCAAACGUUUUCUGUAAGUCUUCACAAGGUUUUCACACACUGUUGCUGGUAUUUUGGCCCAUUCCUCCAUGCAGAUCUCCUCUAGAGCAGUGAUGUUUUGGGGCUGUCGCUGGGCAACACGGACUUUAAACUCCCUCCAAAGAUUUUCUAUGGGGUUGAGAUCUGGAGACUGGCUAGGCCACUCCAGGACCUUGAAAUGCUUCUUACGAAGCCACUCCUUCGUUGCCCGGGCGGUGUGUUUGGGAUCAUUGUCAUGCUGAAAGACCCAGCCACGUUUCAUCUUCAAUGCCCUUGCUGAUGGAAGGAGGUUUUCAAUCAAAAUCUCACGAUACAUGGCCCCAUUCAUUCUUUCCUUUACACGGAUCAGUCGUCCUGGUCCCUUUGCAGAAAAACAGCCCCAAAGCAUGAUUUUUUCCACCCACAUGCUUCACAGUAGGUAUGGUGUUCUUUGUAUGCAACUCAGCAUUCUUUGUCCUCCAAACACGACGAGUUGAGUUUUUACCAAAAAGUUCUAUUUUGGUUUCAUCUGACCAUAUGACAUUCUCCCAAUCCUCUUCUGGAUCAUCCAAAUGCACUCUAGCAAACUUCAGACGGGCCUGGACAUGUACUGGCUUAAGCAGGGGGACACGUCUGGCACUGCAGGAUUUGAGUCCCUGGCGGCGUAGUGUGUUACUGAUGGUAGGCUUUGUUACUUUGGUCCCAGCUCUCUGCAGGUUAUUCACUAGGUCCCCCCGUGUGGUUCUGGGAUUUUUGCUCACCGUUCUUGUGAUCAUUUUGACCCCACGGGGUGAGAUCUUGCGUGGAGCCCCAGAUCGAGGGAGAUUAUCAGUGGUCUUGUAUGUCUUCAAUUUCCUAAUAAUUGCUCCCACAGUUGAUUUCUUCAAAUCAAGCUGCUUACCUAUUGCAGAUUCAGUCUUCCCAGCCUGGUGCAGGUCUACAAUUGUGUUUCUGGUGUCCUUUGACAGCUCUUUGGUCUUGGCCAUAGUGGAGUUUGGAGUGUGACUGUUUGAGGUUGUGGACAGGUGUCUUUUAUACUGAUAACAAGUUCAAACAGGUGCCAUUAAUACAGGUAACGAGUGGAGGACAGAGGAGCCUCUUAAAGAAGAAGUUACAGGUCUGUGAGAGCCAGAAAUCUUGCUUGUUUGUAGGUGACCAAAUACUUAUUUUCCACCAUAAUUUGCAAAUAAAUUCAUUAAAAAUCCUACUUUUUUUUUCUCAAUUUGUCUGUCAUAGUUGUGUACCUAUGAUGAAAAUUACAGGCCUCUCUCAUCUUUUUAAGUGGGAGAACAUGCACAAUUGGUGGCUGACUAAAUACUUUUUUCCCCCACUGUACGUGUGUGUAUAGUGCGUAUGUUAUCUUGUGUGUGUAUGCAUGUGUCUGUGCCUAUGUUUGUGUUGCUUCACAGUCCCAGCUGUUCCAUUAGGUGUUUUUAAUCUGUUUUUUAAAUCUAAUUUUACUUCUUGCAUCAGUUACUUGAUGUGGAAUAGAGUUCCAUGUAGUUAUGGCUCUAUGUAGUACUGUGCGCCUCCCAUAGUCUGUUCUGGACUUGGGGACUGUGAAGAGACCUCUGGUGGCAUGUCUUGUGGGGUAUGCAUGGGUGUCCGAGCUGUGUGCCAGUAGUUCAAACAGACAGCUCGGUUCAUUCAACAUGUCAAUAUCUCUCAUAAAUACAAGUAGUGAUGAAGUCAAUCUCUCCUCCACUUUGAGUCUGGAGAGAUUGACAUGCAUAUUAUUAAUAUUAGCUCUCUGUGUACAUCCAAGGGCCAGCCGUGCUGCCCUGUUCUGAGCCAAUUGCACUUUUCCUAAGUCCUUUAUUGUGGCACCUGACCACACGACUGAACAGUAGUCCAGGUGUGACAAAACUAGGGCCUGUAGGACCUGCCUUGUUGAUAGCGCUGUUAAGAAGGUAGAGCAGCGCUUUAUUAUGGACAUACUUCUCCACAUUUUAGCUACUGUUGUAUCAAUAUGCUUUGACCAUGACAGUCUAGAAUCCACGGUUACUCCAAUCAGUUUAGUCACCUCAACUUGCUCAAUUUCCACAUUAUUUAUUAUAGUUGAGGUUUAGGGUUUAGUGAAUGAUUUGUGAAUGCUUUUAGUUUUAGAAAUAUUUAGGUGUAAUGUAUUCCUUGCCACCCACUCUGAAACUAACUGCAACUGUUUGUUAAGUGUUGCAGUCAUUUCAGUCGCUGUAGUAGCUGACAUGUAUAGUGUUGAGUCAGCCGCAUACAUAGACACUCUGGCUUUACUCAAAGCCAGUGGCAUGUCAUUAGUAAUGAUUGAAAAAAGUAAUGGGCCUAGACAGCUGCCCUGGGGAAUUCCUGAUUCUACCUGGAUUAUGUUGGAGAGGCUUCCAUUAAAAGAACACCCUCUGUGUUCUGUUAGACAGGUAACUCUUGAUCCACAAUAUAGCAGGUGGAGUAAAGCCAUAACACAUACGUUUUUCCAGCAGCAGACUAUGAUCGAUAAUGUCAAAAGCCGCACUGAAGUCUAACAAAACAGUCCCCACAAUCUUUUUAUCAUCAAUUUCUCUCAGCCAAUGAUCAGUCAUUUGUGUAAGUGCUGUGCUUGUUGAAUGUAUUUCUCUAUAAGCAUGCUGAAAGUUUGUUGUCAAUUUAGUUUACUGUAAAAUAGCACUGUAUCUGGUCAAACACCAUUUUUUGGGUUGGUAACAGGCUAAUUGGUUGGCUUUGUGAUGGCCACUCCAAUACCUUGACUUUUGCCAUUUUGCCACAACUUUGGAAGUAUGCUUGGGGUCAUUGUCCAUUUGGAAGACCCAUUUGCAACCAAGCUUUAACUUCCUGACUGAUGUCUUGAGAUGUUGCUUCAAUAUAUCCACAUAAUCUUCCUUCCUCAUGAUGCCAUCUAUUUUGUGAAGUGCACCAGUCCCUCCUGCAGCAAAGCACCCCCACAGCAUGAUGCUGCCACCCCCGUGCUUCAUGGUUGGCAUGGUGUUCUUCGGCUUGCAAGCCUCCCUUUUUCCUCCAAACAUAACGAUGGUCAUUAUGGCCAAACAGUUCUAUUUUUGUUUCAUCAGGCCAGAGGACAUUUCUCCAAAAAGUACGAUCUUUGUCCCCAUGUGCAGUUGCAAACAGUAGUCUGGCUUUUUUAUGGCGGUUUUGGAGCAGUGGCUUCUUCCUUGCUGAGCGGCCUUUCAGGUUAUGUCGAUAUAGGACUCGUUUUACUGUGGAUAUAUAUACUUUGUACCUGUUUCCUCCAGCAUCUUCACAAGGUCCUUUUCUGUUGUUCUGAUUUGCACUUUUCGCACCAAAGUACGUUCAUCUCUAGGAGACAGAACGCGUCUCCUUCCUGAGCGGUAUGAUGGCUGCAUGGUCCCAUGGUGUUUAUACUUGCGUACUAUUGUUUGUACAGAUGAACAUUGUACCUUCAGGCGUUUGGAAAUUGCUCCCAAGGAUGAACCAGACAUGUGGAUGAACCAGACUUUUUUUCUGAGGUCUUGGCUGAUUUCUUUUGAUUUUCCCAUGAUGUCAAGCAAAGAGGCACUGAGUUUGAAGGUAGGCCUUGAAAUACAUCCACAGGUACACCUCCAAUUGACUCAAAUGAUGUCAAUUAGCCUAUCAGAAGCUUCUAAAGCCAUGACAUGAUUUUCUGGAAUUUUCCAAGCUGUUUAAAGGCACAGUCAACUUAGUGUAUGUAAACUUCUGACCCACAGGAAUUGUGAUACAGUGAAUUAUAAGUGAAAUAAUCUGUCUGUAAACAAUUGUUGGAAAAAUUACUUGUGUCAUGCACAAAGUAGAUGUCCUAACCAAGUUGCCAAAACUACAGUUUGUUAACAAGAAAUUUGUGGAGUGGUUGAAAAACGAGUUUUAAUGACUCCAACCUAUGUGUAUGUAAACUUCCGACUUCAACUGUAUAUAAAAUGUAAUUUGGAAUGUAUAAAAGCCUAUUGUUUAUGAUAUUAUAAACAUACUGUACUUUAAUAAUAGGCUAUUUUGUUGUAUGGGUGAAUUAAAAAGUAUUUUGUCAUCUCUGCUUUGCCAAGUCCCAUUGAAUAAAACAUUUCUUAUUGCCCAACUAUUUAUUUUAUUUCUUUACAAUUUAAACACAUUUAGCAUAGACAAUGUAAUUGUUGUGGUAGUCUUAAGCAAACCAUCUUCAUUAUCACAGUGGCACCUCCAAGUACCACUCAGACUUUCUUGGAGAAAAGUAUUUAGCAUUGAACGUGGUGGUAGUAGUUGUUGUGUGUAUGUUUUAAGCUAAGGAUCCAUCUCCUGCUGUCAGACAUUUCACCACCUAGAUUACAAGGGAUGGAUUUGCACCAAAAAAUGUAAUGUCAGCACAAGGCAUGUACAAAGUCUAGUAUAAUGAUUAGCGGUCCCGUGUAGCUCAGUUGGUAGAGCAUGGCGCUUGCAACGCCAGGGUUGUGGGUUCGAUUCCCACGGGGGACCAGUACAAAAAUGUAUGCACUCACUACUGUAAGUCGCUCUGGAUAAGAGUGUCUGUUAAAUGACGUAAAUGUAAAAAUAUACAUUGUCUACUGGUAUAAUUUUUAAAUUGAGAACAUAUAGAUGAACAAUAUGUAAACAGUGUGUGAGUUAAGCUAUUCUCUGCUUCAGAUGCACAAUGUCAAGGUGUGCAUUGCAAAUGCCCAUAAGGCUAAUGUCAUCAUACUGUAGGCCAGUGGUUCCCAACUCCGGUCCUCGAGUACCCUCCAACAGUACAGUCUUAUUGUAGCCGCAGACAAAUACACCUGAUUCAACUUGUCAACUAAUCAUCAGGCCCUCAAUGAGUUGAAUCAAGUAUGUUGUCUGGGGCUACAACAAAUGUGUGCUGUUGGGGGUACUCAAGGACUGGAGUUGGGAACCACUGCUGUAGAUCUAUGGCUACUUUGGCAUUGCAUGCCAUUAUCAGCUGCAAAAUGGGUUCACAUGGCUGAUAUCCUGAAAAAAUUGUGACAAUCAAAUAAAACUAAUUGGAGAGCUUAUGACUGAACAAAAAGGUAAUGUUCAUUUGAAAACACAAUGCUAGAAACACAGACAAAUUCGAGACAGAUUUAUUGCAGGAUUGUGAUCUGUGAUUACACUAGUUCAUCUUGAAUAAUAGUUAAGUUGACAAUUAAAACAAUUUUAAAACACUUAACUUCAAAGAAUCAACACUUUCAUAUCAUUUCAAAGUGUAUAAGUAAGCUAACUAAUAUGGAAAGGUUAGACAUUUUAGUAACAAGUAGGCUAUUAUUACUAAAACAUAAUAUCAGGGGAACCAAAAAAAGUUAAUACCAGAGGUGGCCAACCUUGCGACACUGAUCCCUGAUCUAAUGAGUGAGCAGACUUCUGUUCCAGCCCAGCAAUAUCACACUUGAUUAUUAACUAAUUAGGUUUGAUACAUUUAAAUCAGGUGUGGUAGUGCUGGGCUGGAACAGAAGCCUGAACACACCCAGCAGGGUUGGCCUGCUCCAGUUGUAAUAGGUUUAUACAGCCCAGAACUACACGGGAGGAUCUUGUCAAUGAUCUCAAGGCAGCUGGGACCACAGUCACCAAGAAAACAAUUGGUAACACACUAUGCCGUGAAGGACUGAAAUCCUGCAGCACCUGCAAGGUCCCCCUGCUCAAGAAAGCACAUAUACAGGCCCAUCUGAAGUUUGCCAAUGAACAUUUGAUUGAUUCAGAGGAGAACUGGGUGAAAGUGUUGUGGCCAGAUGAGACCAAAAUCGAGCUCAUUGGCAUCAACUCAACUCACGGUGUUUGGAGGAGGAGGAAUGCUGCCUAUGACCCCAAGAACACCAUCCCCACCGUCAAAUAUGGAGGUGGAAACAUUAUGCUUUGGGGGUGUUUUUCUGCUAAGGGGACUGGACAACUUCACCGCAUCAAAGGGACGAUGGACGGGGCCAUGUACCGUCAAAUCUUGGGUGAGAACCUCCUUCCCUCAGCCAGGGCAUUGAAAAUGGGUCGUAGAUGGGUAUUCCAGCAUGACAAUGACCCAAAACAAACGGCCAAGGGAACAAAGGAGUGGCUCAAGAAGAAGCACAUUAAGGUCCUGGAGUGGCCUAGCCAGUCUCCAGACCUUAAUCCCAUAGAAAAUCUGUGGAGGGAGCUGACGGUUCGAGUUGCCAGACGUCAGCCUCGAAACCUUAAUGACUUGGAGAAGAUCGGCAAAGAGGAGUGGGACAAAAUCCCUCCUGAGAUGUGUGCAAACCUGGUGGCCAACUACAAGAAACGUCUGACCUCUGUGAUUGCCAACAAGGGUUUUGCCACCAAGUACUAAGUCAUGUUUUGCAGAAGGGUCAAAUACUUAUUUCCCUCAUUAAAAUGCAAAUCAAUUUCUAACUUUUUUGACAUGCGUUUUUCUGGAUUGUUUUGUUGUUAUUCUGUCUCUCACUGUUCAAAUAAACCUAUAGACUGAUCAUGUCUUUGUCAGUGGGCAAACGUACAAAAUCAGCAGGGGAUCAAAUACUUUUUUCCCUCACUGUACAUUGUUUGAAUUUUAAACUGUAUUUCUGUUCACAAAAUGUGCUAACAUAGUGCAUUCGGAAAGUAUUCAGACCUUGACUUUUUUCACAUUUUGUUACAUUACAGCCUUAUUCUAAAAUUGAUUCAAUUAAAUGUUUUCCUCAUCAAUCUACACACAAUACCCCAAUGGCAAAGCGAAAAUAGGUUUUUAGAAAUGUUUGCAAAAGUAUUAAAAAUUAAAAACAGAUAUACCUUAUUUACAUAAGAAUUCAGACCCCUUGCUAUGAGACUCGAAAUUGAGCUCAGGUGCAUCCUGUUUCCAUUGAUCAUCCUUGAGAUGUUUCUACAACUUGAUUGGAGUCCACCUGUGGUAAAUUAAAUUGAUUGGUCAUGAUUUGGAAAGGCACACACUUGUUUAUAUAAAAGGUCCCACAGUUGACAAUGCAAGUCAGAGCAAAAACCAAGCCAUGAGGUCAAAGGAAUUGUCCGUAGAGCUCCGAGACUGGAUUGUGUCAAGGCACAGAUCUGGGGAAGGGUACCAAACAAUUUCUGUAGCAUUGAAGGUCCCCAAUGACACAGUGGCCUCCAUCACUCUUAAAUGGAAGAAUAUUGGAACCACCAAGACUCUUCCGAGAGCUGGCCGCCCGGCCAAACUGAGCAAUUGGGGAAGAAGGUCCUUGGUCAGGGAGGUGACCAAGAACCCGAUGGUCACUCUGACAGACCUCCAGAGUUUCUCUGUGGAGAUGGGAGAACCUUCCAGAAGGACAACCAUCUCUGCAGCACUCCACCAAUCAGACCUUUAUGGUAGAGUGGCCAGAUGGAACCCACUUCUCAGUAAAAGGCACAUGACAGCCCGCUUGGAGUUUGUCAAAAGGCACCUAAAGGACUCUCUGGUCUGAUGAAACCAAACCUGGCACCAUCCGUACGGUGAAGCUUCAUGCUGUGGGUAUAUUUUUCACAGGGACUGGGAGACUAGUCAGGAUCGAGGGAAAGAUGAACGGAGCAAAGUACAGAGAGAUCCUUGAUGAAAACCUGCUCCAGAGCGCUCAGGACCUCAGACUGGGGCGAAGGUUCACCUUCCAACAGGACAACAACCCUAAGCACAGAGCCAAGACAACGCAGGAGUGGCUUCGGGACAAGUCUUUGAAUGUCCUUGAGUGGCCCAGCCAGAGCCCGGACUUGAACCUGAUCUAACAUCUCUGGAGAGACCUGAAAAUAGCUGUGCAGCGACGCUCCCCAUCCAACCUGACAGAGCUUGAGAGGAUCUGUAGAGAAGAAUGGGAGAAACUCCCCAAAUACAGGUGUGCCAAGCUGGUAUACAAGGAUGUACCCUUAUUCUCUUGGGACAUUCAUUGGGACCUCUUCAUCUACAUACUGGAAAAUGUAUGCACUCACUAACUGUAAAUCGCUCUGGAUAAGAGCGUCUGCUAAAUGACUAAAAUGUAAUACAGGGUUUGACGGCUCUGUGUAUCUGAGGACCAAAAAUGUCACAAAGACACAGCCCUGAAUAUUAUGUUGCUAUAUCUCUCUGUACUCAGUGUUUCUCGCUAGGGACUGGAACUGGAUAAUAUUUACAUUUACAUUUACAUUUUACUCAUUUAGCAGACGCUCUUAUCCAGAGCGACUUACAGUUAGAAUAGUUUCAUAAUGUCCUCCCACAAAGUUACCUGUCCUAUCUAGAGUAGCCUCCUCUCCCUUCUAUGACAGCUGGAAGUGCUAGCUAAUCAUGUCACCCUCUUCCAUGGCUGUUAGCUAGCUACCUACCUAGCUACAAAUGCAGGACUACCUGGCCUGAUGACUCCUUGCUGUCCCCAGUCCACCUGGUCGUGCUGCUGCUCCAGUUUCCACUCUUCUGCCUGCGGCUAUGGAACCCUGACUUGUUCACCGGACGUGCUACCUUGUCCCAGACCUGCUGUUUUCAACUCUCUAUCUACCGCACCUGCUACUUAAAACUCUAAAUGCCCGGCUAUGAAAAGUGACAUUUACUCCUGAUGUACUGACCUGUUGCAACCUCUACAACCACUGUGAUUAUUAUUUGACCCUGCUGAUCAUCUAUGAACGUUUGAACAUCUUGGAGAAAACUCUGUACUGUUAUAAUCUCCACCAAGCACAGCCAGAAGGGGACUGGCCACCCCUCAGAGCCUGGUUCCUCUCUAGGUUUCUGCCUUUCUAGGGAGUUUUUCCUAGCCACCAUGCUUCUACAUCUGCAUUGCUUGCUGUUUGGGGUUUUAGGCUGGAUUUCAGUAUAGCACUUUGUGACAUCUGCUGAUGUAAAAAGGGCUUUAUAAAUAAAAUUUGAUUAACUGAUUGAGUUACAAUGAUAAAAACAUUAACCUCUUAAGGAUCGGACCCUUUUUUUCAAUUUUCGCCUAAAAUGACAUACCCAAAUCUAACUGCCUGUAGCUCAGGACCUGAAGCAAGGAUAUGCAUAUUCUUGAUACCAUUUGAAAGGAAACACUUUGAAGUUUGUGGAAAUGUGAAAUUAAUCUAGGAAAAUGUAACACAUUAGAUCUGGUAAAAGGCCAUAAUAUAAUAUCGCAGUUUAGGCGCAAUUUAGAUUUUGGCCACUAGAUAGCAGCAGUGUGUGUGCAAAGUUUCAGAUUGAUCCAGUGAAGCAUUGCUAUUUUGACUAUUUUGUAUCAAGUCUGCCCAAAUGUGCCGAAUUGGUCAACUGAUACAUUUUCAAGUACAUAACUAUAGAGAACAUAAAAAAAUUAUAUGGUAAUACAAAAUGUAAGUUUACACACUCCCAGGAAUGUCAUACAUGAUGGAUCAUUAGCUUAUACACUAACUUUCACACAUCUAGAUGACCGGGCGGGGUGGGUGUGGAGCCAGAGACAACAGGGGUUCAAACUGUAGAACCCAGUUCCCACAUUUGAAUAUACAGUCGUGGUCAAAAGUUUUGAGAAUUACACAAAUACUAAUUUUCACAAAGUCUGCUGCCUCAGUUUUAUGAUGGCAAUUUGCAUAUACUCCAGAAUGUCAUGAAGAGUGAUCAGAUUGUAACGCUCUCACCAGGCUCGAAUUUGACUCUCACAAUAUUACCUUAUUUAGAAUAUCUGAACAGCAUGGGAUAUUAGGUGAGAAGGACAUCUCCAAUAAGAAUCCCUAUUGUAAACUUGCUAGGGUGAAUGACAAAUAGGGUAUUAACUUCAGAUAGAAUGAUUAUAGACUUGGUUAUUAUUAUAAGGAUAUGCUUUCCCAUGCAUUAAAUGAAACUGAAACAGUAAAUGACUCCACCAAUACAACAGACAUAAGGUUCAAGAUCUAUAUUAAUCACAUUUUCAAUGUAUCACAUCAAAAGAAAUACAAAUAAUAAACCCCAAUGAUCUUUCCACAACCCAUGUCCAAAUUAUUUGCAAGCUUGCUUAAACCCUGGGCGCGCGUUGGAGCUCAGAAAAAAAAUUACGACAUACAUAAAGUCCCGAAGUCCACCCCACAUUUGUAGUUACUCACUACUUGUAGAUAAUGCCUCAGCAAAGUAUAGCAGUUCCGUGCAGGUGUCCUCACAAGAUCCACAGCGAACACAGCUAUCAAUGCAGCCAGUACUCCGUAGCAGCAACAGACAUCCGUUGGAAGCUCGAACUCGUUGAUCGUCACAAGCAAUUCUCUCCAAGUCUUCCACGAUGCUAGGCUAACCUCUAGGAUGUCGAAUGUCUCCACAAUGCGACGGCAGCUUCAGUCUCCACUAGGUCUUUCUUAACGAAAUAAUAACACUCUCUUAUAGAAAUAAAAUCAGGAUUUCCCUUUAAAAAAAACUCUGUAGGUAUGGUUUUGUUCUCUCUUUAUCGUUUCCUUUGGUCGUUUUUCCUUCACCAACCCCACUAACGUCUCUCCUCUCCCCUCUUUCAACCUUUCCCUCUCUUUCUUUCCCAGCAACCAGUCCACUCUCCCAUUGGCCACAACUUAACAAGUUACCUCAUUGGUCAAAACUUUAACGAGAUACGUGGGAAACUUAAACUUAAAAGUAAACCAACCUAUUCACUUGUACAUUUUUUAAAAACAUUGCUUCAAAAGAAAUGCAUUAACGACAUUACAAAUCAGGAGCUAUUUGAUCACCUCUUAAAUCUAAUACCAAUGAAUUAUAACAAAUAAACUCUAUACUUGGUUUUAGCAAGGUAUUACACUCUCCCCCCACCAAAAUAGGCAUGUCCUCAUGACUUGUAAACGUAAGUGAAAUGUAAUAACAAGUAAACGUGUCAACUCUUAACUACAACCUAAAGCUGAGACAACUUGUUAGAUAAUUUGAAAAGGAGAUACAUUUGUGUUUCCCUUAUUCGAUCCACUUGUACAGCGUGGAACAAUAUCUGACAACUGGGGCUAUACUUGGAACUCCAGGUUUAUCAUAGGUAAGUAAUACAGGAGCUUUCUUUACUCUCUGAGAUCUUGGUCCUUCCAUUUCCUCAGAAGUUUCCACUUCUCCCUGAACUUCUCGUUCCUCUUCUGGAAUCUCUUCAACUGA